GCCACUCAAGCCAAAAUGAGAUGUGAAUUCUGUCCAUUGAGAAAAAACAGGUUCACUCAGAGAAAUUUUUCAACCUGUAGAUCACCGAUAUGCAAGGAACAUACAGCAAUAACUUCAUUGACCUGUCGUGAAUGCUAUGGACGUAACGAGAAUGUUUAAAGUGCGGUUUUCUUCAGCUCUAGAGGAUUCCAGAAUGAAACAUCAGAAGAAGAAACCUUCAGUUCAGAAAUUUUAGAUGAAGAAUUUUCAGUGUUUCGUUAGUAUUUUUGUUAUAGUUUACAACAAUAAUUUUUCACUAAUGUAUAGCUUAACAGUAUAAGUAAUACUAUACUUGACAACAUAA
Acanthoscelides obtectus is the source of this 343-nucleotide messenger RNA. NCBI's taxonomy places the organism in Eukaryota, Metazoa, Arthropoda, Insecta, Coleoptera, Chrysomelidae. The record is from the annotation of a GenBank genome assembly.